Tuber melanosporum (Perigord truffle) is the source of this 303-nucleotide messenger RNA. RefSeq lists its product as uncharacterized. Lineage: Eukaryota; Fungi; Ascomycota; Pezizomycetes; Pezizales; Tuberaceae. The transcript has 4 exons. The record is from RefSeq and is a predicted model, not a curated record. Bases 1 to 303 code for a protein of 100 amino acids.
AUGGAAGCCAGCCCAGCAUUAGGCCAGCACCCCAAGCAGGCCAACUCUACGUGUACCCUCAAGUGUCCGCUUCCCACCAUGUCUUCAGAUUCGAAAAAACGCCUUGCCCUUGCAAUAAUAGACUUCCUUUCAACCUCUACGAAAGACGGAACCGUCUCCGAUGACGACAAGGAAUCGGUCGAUGUAGCUCAGCAAUGCAUAGCCGACGCCUUCAAGGUUGACCCAACCGACAGGGCCGCCAUGAUUGACGCCCUCGCCGGCCAAUCACUCCAAAGCAUCUACGCAGAAGAAUACACCAGCUAA